AUGGACUUUUCCCAAUCUGACCUCCCCAAUGUGGAGGAUCUCCUUCGUUCCGGGAGGCCGUUUGUCCCUUUCUCCGAGUUCUCGAUUCGCGAUCUACCUUACUGUGAUUCCCCCGAGUUGUGGGUUGAAGACAAGCUGCAGCAAGGCCAACCGUUUAUACUCAGGGGAUUUCAGGGGUUAGAUUCCCUCAAGGAUGUCUUGAACAAUAGAAGCUUGGUUUCUUUGUCGCCUUCGGGAGCAAUACCCGUGAGAAACUGUCAAACUGGACGUGAUGUUAGAAUGCGACUUCGUGAGCUCCUAGUCCAGACUGAUAACAAUGGGAGCGAUGGCAAGAUUCGCGAACAGCUGUAUGCAAAAGACCUGAAUUGUCCCCAUGCAUGGGUAAAAGCACUUGAGGUUGCAUUGCCUUCUUGUUUGAGACAACUGGGGUCGUUUGAUCUUUUUCGAGUUUUGCCAAAGGACAUUGCCUCCGAGGUAUUGAUGGCUUAUGUCGGGACUCGGAAAUCUUUCUCUGGAUUCCAUCGAUGUUUUAGCGGAACGGUUGCCCUUAAUCUCUUGAUCGAAUCCGAAGGGUCUGACAUCGGCUCAAUAUGCUUUGGAACGGAUCAAAAAUCUCAAGCCAAAUACGAUAUCUUCAUGGAAGAACUGGGGAAGUCGCCUCACACCGACUGGACCAACGUCUCCAUCGCACAAUUACGAUAUGCCGAUUUUCCGAUCUACGUCGCCAAUCAAAAACCUGGAGACUUGGUGGUAUUUCCUUCAGCCACUUCCCAUCAGAUCUGGAACAUUAGCUCUAUGGUCACUAAGAUGGUCUGGAACAUUAUGCAUACCUCUUCACUUACGUCUUUCUUUGACUACGUUCAGCCGGUUUAUCAAAGACAAUGCCACUCAGACACGGGCCGUGUUCCUUUGAUCCCACUGUAUGCACUGGAGAGUGGAGUAUACACGAAGGAUGAGCUACCUUGCAUUUUACAAAUGUUUCAACGCUUGGUCGAUGAUGAGGAUACUGGGUCCGAGAUCUCUGCGCCGAUCAAAACGGUGGAUACACAAGGCGCCGUGGUGGAAUGCAAUUUUUGCGGGAUAACAAUUUGGAAUCGACAUAUGCACUGCGAGAAGUGUGGAGAUUUCGAUCUGUGCCUAACCUGUUUUGUAUCUGGCCGGAGCUGUAAACAUGUCAUUGACUAUACCUGCACCGAGAUCGUCUCAAGGGAACGUUGCUUAGAGAUUAUCAAAACUGCUCGAUCUGACUCUGGAAGCUCUAGUCGAAGCCGUGAGUCACUAAGGCAAAAAUCGUUGGGGGCUCUGGCUAUAGCUGCAGCAGAUGCACGCCGCCAGUCUACGGAGCGACUCUGCCACCUAUGUCGUGACAGCCACGCUGUAUGGAAAGGCGUGACAUGCUCUAAAUGUUCAGCCUUUUUCUGUUUUCGUGGUCUUCACCGACACUUUGAUAUUGAAUUGAUCCCUCUUUUGAGAAACGAGGACCCAUGGUCUUGUCCCAAAUGUUCGCAAGCUUGCAACUGCCGAUGUUGUCAUUUUUCUCGGCCGUACAAGAGCAAGGAAAAGCCGGUCAGAUCUCGUGUCAAGCCGAUUGACUCUCGGGGCCGUAUUCUUGGCUUUGUAGACAAUGUCUUCGACCAGAAACGGGGGAAGAGGGCUAGCAUAGCCACGCAAGCUGCCUCACCACAACCAGCCACCCCCCUUCGAGGACAGAAGCGACGAAGGGUAGAGAGUGAGGAAAACCCUGGCUCUGAACAAAGCACAUUGGCCAGAACGAGGACUUCUCCGAUUGGCAGCUCCGAAACACCCGGUGGGCAUAUGUCAGACAUGAAUGAUCUCAACCGCCCUACCACGGAUUUGAGAUCAGUUGAGUCUCUGAGGAGUACAGGGCAGCUCCGAAUCAGUGACCUUGUAGAGGACAGAGUGCAAGCGCCUGACCCUAGAAAAUCUCGUCCUCAUUCAGUGUAUAAUCGCUCUAUACUAAGCUCUCUUCCUCGAGACACAUCUUACCAGCAGAAUGAACACGACAAUGAAGAUGAUAUUACAUUCUCUGCCACAGAAGAAGACAGCAUUCCUGCUCUCGAAAAGAAAAUCGAAGCUCUCCGUCGAUAUGCAGAGGAUCUUCUUGAGCUCUCAUUGAUAGAUUCGCAUGCCCAGCUUCUCGAAAGAAUCGCCCAGCUGAAGUCUCAGAUCGACCGGAGACGAAGACAGAAAGCAGAGCUGCUCUUCAGCAAUCUAAACAGGGAUUUUCCCGACUUAGCAACCGUUGCUAGGGAGGAAGCGCGACGGCGUGGCCUAUGA
Molecule: messenger RNA, 2298 nt
Organism: Aspergillus wentii DTO 134E9
Lineage: Eukaryota; Fungi; Ascomycota; Eurotiomycetes; Eurotiales; Aspergillaceae
Exons: 5
Coding region: 1-2298 (765 amino acids)
Molecular function (GO): zinc ion binding
Source: RefSeq, a predicted model, not a curated record